UUCCUUUAUAUGUCAAUGCCAUUAGUCUCUGAAGGAGAGUGGUUAACUGACAAGAGAAAGAAAGAUCCUGCUAAGCAAGUCCUGUACAAAGAGGAGGGGAUGCGGAGUGAAGCAUUACCGUGGCCUUUUCUUAUUCAUUGCAUUUGGCUUGGAGUGAUGGGAGUUGAUGCCUCGUCAUGGACUGCUGAGGUGCCCAGCUCAGUAUCCGGCCUGCAGGGCUCGUGCAUCGUGAUUCCCUGCUCAUUCAACUACCCAGAACCAGAGGAGAAGCCCUCUGAAUUCACUGGCAUCUGGUUCAAAGACACCAAUGAUGUUAUAUACCACCCAGACAGUUCCAAAGUAUUCAAAGACUACAAGGGUCGUACAGAGCUGGUGGGAGACCUCCGGCAGAAGAACUGCUCACUCAGAAUCCACCCGCUCCAUCGCAGUGACAAAGGACCCUUUUAUUUCAGGAUUGAAAUAGAAGACCAUAAAAAGUAUUCCUACAUACGUGACACAGUCUCCAUUGCAGUGACCAGCUCUCCAGAUCCCCCCUCUCUGUCAGUGAGGGAGGAGGUGAAAGUGGGGGAGGAGGUAUCUGCCUCCUGCUCUGUGUCUCAAUCCUGCCCAUCUGAUCCCCCUCUCCUCACCUGGAGCCAUUCUGGAACACCCAGUGUCCAAUCACAGCAGCUGACCAACGGCCAGUGGGAAGUGACAUCAUCCCUGACCUUUACCCCUAGCAUCACUGAUCACAACCAGUCUCUUGUCUGCACAGCAGCGUACAUGGGAGGGAAGACAGUGAAAAGGUCCAAAAUACUCAAUGUCAAAUAUGCCCCAGUGGAUGUGAAGGUUGAGGGAGUGUCCAGUGUGAAGGAGGGAGACUCUGUAGAGCUGAGAUGCUCCAGUGACAGUAACCCUGCUGCCCACAGCUACCGCUGGCACAACAGCAGAGGGCCUCUGCCCACCACGGGACCUACCAUCACACUGGAGAAUGUGACCAGACUCACUGAAACCCUCUUCUGCACUGCCAUCAACACAGAGGGACGAGGCCAAUCCAGCCCACUGAAACUCAAUGUAGAGUACCCCCCUGAGAUCAAAGUGGGCUCUGCAUGCACAUUAGACAUCUCCAUGGUAACCUGUCUGUGCAUUGUGUAUUCGGAGCCCCCCGGCACUGUGGAGUGGUCUCUUCCAGCAGGACCCCUGCCCAGUACCAGGGUGGAGAGGCAUGGCAGUCCCGGGGGGGCUGAGCGGCAGGCUCGUGGAUACUCACGCGCAGCAUAG
Molecule: messenger RNA, 1260 nt
Organism: Coregonus clupeaformis (lake whitefish)
Lineage: Eukaryota; Metazoa; Chordata; Actinopteri; Salmoniformes; Salmonidae
Product: sialic acid-binding Ig-like lectin 13
Exons: 7
Coding region: 10-1260 (416 amino acids)
Source: RefSeq, a predicted model, not a curated record